AUGGUUAAGUACUCUAGAGAGCCUAGCAAUUUGACCAAGAGCGCCAAGUCGUACGGAUCUUAUUUACGUGUCCACUUCAAGAAUACCUACGAAACGGCAUCCGCUAUCAAGGGGAUGUUGGUAAAGGACGCAAAGCGCUACUUGAACGACGUUAUCGAACGCAAGAGAUGCGUGCCAUUCAGAAAGUUCCGCGGUGGUGUUGGAAGAUGUGCCCAGGCAAAGCAAUUCAAAGUAACCCAGGGAAGAUGGCCAGAAAAAUCGUGCCGCUUCCUCUUGGACCUGUUGACGAAUCUGGAAGCAAACGCCGAGGUUAAGGGACUGGAUAUGGAUAACCUUAAGUUGGAGCAUGUCCAGGUAAACAGAGCUCCAGUUGGAAGAAGGCGCUCGUACAGAGCACACGGAAGGAUCAUUCCAUUUCUGUCGCACCCAUGCCACGUCGAACUGAUAGCAGUGGAGCAGGAACAGCACGUCCCAAGACACACCUCGACCGAAAAGAAGGUAAGGAAGCUGAACAAGCGAGAAUUGGCAAGACUGAGACUCAGAAGCGGAAAGUCCCUUUAA
Messenger RNA from Theileria orientalis strain Shintoku, 561 nucleotides. RefSeq names its product 60S ribosomal protein L17. The transcript has 2 exons. NCBI's taxonomy places the organism in Eukaryota, Apicomplexa, Aconoidasida, Piroplasmida, Theileriidae. Bases 1 to 561 code for a protein of 186 amino acids. Gene Ontology annotation, cellular component: ribosome; cytosolic large ribosomal subunit. Gene Ontology annotation, biological process: cytoplasmic translation. Gene Ontology annotation, molecular function: structural constituent of ribosome. The record is from RefSeq and is a predicted model, not a curated record.